CCGCCCCCCCGGUGACUCCACGCAGGCUGUGGUUCGGGACCCAGAGCAGCCUCCGGCCAACCGUGGGAUGCGUGCACUGCCCGGUCUCCUAGGAAAUGAUCUCAAGUCUAUCAGCCAGCUUUUCAACGUCACGGCCGCCACAGUGGGCUUGGGGCUGCUGCUUUUUGCCUUUCUGGGGAUUACGAUGGUGCCAAACAAGUCCCUCUUGCACAGUGCAUCGACAUCAACCUGCCGCGUCACUCCCCAUGAUAUUGCGCGGCUGUACGCGGUGGUAGGCAUGGGCCUGGCCAUCGCCAUCACGCAGUACCUUGCGUCGCUGCUCGGCGCUUCUGAGAAGGAGGAGACGGCGGAGCUGCGCCGAGUUAUCGUCUUCAUCGCUGCUGUGUCGCAGCUGGGACUUACCGUGUGCUUCUUCUGGAGCCUUAUGCUUGCCGUGUCACUUCGGAUGGGGAAGGCGCACUGCUGGCCACAGGGCACGAUGGCUGCGAUGCUGACCGGGAUGGCCAUCUCGUCCGUGCUGAGCGUGUACAUGUUGUACAUUGGCAUUGCGUGCGUCUUCGGGGCCAACACCAAUUGACAGCCUGGAUGUGCAUGGAGUUCUUCAUAUGGCAUUAUGGCUUCACUUCUCCAUAUAUAACUAGUACUGAAACUCGAUGACCGGUUUG
Molecule: messenger RNA, 665 nt
Organism: Triticum aestivum (bread wheat)
Lineage: Eukaryota; Viridiplantae; Streptophyta; Magnoliopsida; Poales; Poaceae
Exons: 2
Coding region: 68-577 (169 amino acids)
Source: RefSeq, a predicted model, not a curated record